AUGAAGUUUAACCAUUCGAUAGCUGAUUCAAUAUCCGAAAACAAGUUUCUCCAGAGUUGGAUCGGAAAGCUCAUUCUUGGAGGAAUCGCUUUGGUGGCCACCCUCAGAUAUUCAGCUGGAAUUUAUGCUUGGCGUCAAACGGAGUUGUUGGAACGUCCCAAGUAUCAAGUCCUACAACAGCUGUCCAAUGGUGUCGAAUUGCGACGAUAUGAACCCUACAUUAUUGCCGAGACUACCAUUGCGGGACAAUCGGGAUUCAAGCAACCAAGUUCUCAAGGUUUUCGUGUCUGCGCUGGUUAUAUUUUUGGCAAGAACCGAGGAAUGCGUCAGCCAAAGACUGCCACAUCUUGGUUCAGGGGAGAGAAGAGUUUGGAGGCAGAGAAAAUGGCAAUGACGGCACCUGUCCGUGUGGAGGGAACUGUAGAAAAUAAGAGCACAAGCGAAGGAGAGAAGAUGGCAAUGACGGCGCCUGUUCGAGUCCAAGGAAGUACGAAGUACGAAAGUAGUGAAAGCAGCAAUCCUGGCAAGAACGGUAGUACCAAGGUUUCCUUUGUCAUUGGCUCUAAAUACUCGUUGAAAACUGUUCCAAGACCAUUGGAUUCCAAAUCUAUCAAACUUCGUGAGGUACCAGCCCACACUUUGGCUGUCCGUCAGUUCAAUGGUCCUCCUCCGAGUGAAGAACGGGUUCGCAAGGAAAGGCACAUCAUUGAUCGAGCCUUGGCUAAGGCAGAUGUUGCCAUGGACGAAAAUAAUGUAAAACAACUGACCCUGAAGCAAAAGAAGAAAAAUGGCAAGGGGGACGACGACACGACCUUGGUUUACGGGUACCACGAUCCCUUCAUUACUCCCAAUUUCUUGCGGCGGAACGAAGUAGCUGUUGUUGUUGAGGGUACAGUGUAA
Cylindrotheca closterium is the source of this 900-nucleotide messenger RNA. The record is from the annotation of a GenBank genome assembly. NCBI's taxonomy places the organism in Eukaryota, Bacillariophyta, Bacillariophyceae, Bacillariales, Bacillariaceae.